GACUUGUUGGGUCCGUGAUGGCACACCGAAGCUGAGACGCCGUGUAACCACCAAUUUUCAUACGAGUUAUGCGCAAAGCCUCAUCACUUUGCAUAUCUACCAUCUUCCAAUCCGCUGGCAAUAGUCCUUCGAGUGAGUUCUUUUGGCUUUUGGUACUCCAAUAGGUACUUAUGUCUCCGAGAGUCAAACCAAUUGGCCGACUUGGCCUUCUUACCUGGAAAGAUACUUUGCCGUGGCAGAGGGACAAUGACUUCAUUCUUACUAGCUACAGACACGCAUCAUAUUCUUACCUGAAAUCUCUCGCGAGUCUCUUUGCUAUUCAUAAUGAGUCAGCAAACAUCUGGUCACAUCUCCUCGGUGCCAUAUUCUUCGCACAAGUAUUAUAUCGAUAUUUCGAAAUGGGUGUGAAUAGCGGGGAGACCAAGACCCAAGAUAUCAUCGCAUUAAGUGUCUACAAUUUCAGUGUGACGGCCUGCUUCAUUCUGUCAACGAUAUUCCAUACAUUCUCCGACCACAGUCAGGAGAUGCAUAAAUUUGGCAACGAACUCGAUCACUUAGGCAUAGUGCUUGUGAUGUGGGGAACUGGGAUUUCUGGCACUUACUUCGCCUUUUAUUGCGACGGGUUCCUUCGCAAUACCUACUUCGCCAUCCUGUCCAGUACUGCGCUAGGUUGUGGUAUCUUCACGCUGCGCCCCGAGUUUAGGAAGCCGGCGUAUAGGACCACCCGAUUUCUGAUGUAUUGCUUCCUCGGAGCAAGCCUUUUUGCUCCCGUCGUCCAUGGGUUAUUCAGGUUCGGGAGAGAAGAACUAGAGCACGCGAUGGAAUUGUGGUCGUUUCUCGGACUUGCUCUUAUUAACUUUACUGGAGCUGCGGUGUAUGCUAUGAGAAUACCUGAGCGGUGGUUUCCUGGUACAUUCGACUUACUCGGCCAGAGCCAUAACUGGAUGCAUGUCUUGGUACUAACGGGGGCGGUGGUGAGGUUGGAAGGACUUCUAACAGUCACUGCCCGGUGGCAGUUGUAUGGGUUAUGUCCAGGUACAUCCUAGAGAGGUUACAUGAUUAAAUUAAAGCCAACGGUUCUAAAUGAUCACAAAGAUAUGCGCAGUCCAUGGGAGUAACAUUGUUGAAGUGAAUGUACAUUCUGAUAUAAACAACCUAUCAUA
Annulohypoxylon truncatum is the source of this 1163-nucleotide messenger RNA. RefSeq names its product HlyIII-domain-containing protein. The coding region runs from base 171 to 1046 and encodes 291 amino acids. Gene Ontology annotation, cellular component: membrane. Gene Ontology annotation, molecular function: signaling receptor activity. The transcript has 5 exons. NCBI's taxonomy places the organism in Eukaryota, Fungi, Ascomycota, Sordariomycetes, Xylariales, Hypoxylaceae. The record is from RefSeq and is a predicted model, not a curated record.